Dichotomopilus funicola is the source of this 441-nucleotide messenger RNA. RefSeq lists its product as uncharacterized. Bases 1 to 441 code for a protein of 146 amino acids. The record is from RefSeq and is a predicted model, not a curated record. The transcript has a single exon. NCBI's taxonomy places the organism in Eukaryota, Fungi, Ascomycota, Sordariomycetes, Sordariales, Chaetomiaceae.
AUGGCACUUCUCGCAGCGUCCCGAACCGCCCCAACGGUCUCCCUAGCCCCCCGGCCCGACAUCAUCUCCGCUCUUCACCCUCUCGUCACCAGCGCUGUUUACUUCCAACACUUCCUCAGCUCUGUCGCCUUCCAUCUCUUCGUGCGGACCUACUUCGCCGCCUCCGUUGUGGCCACUCUCACGUUAUGGAUGAGCAAGACCAUCGCCUGGAGGACCCUUCUGGUUUCCAAGUUUCUAGCCAUCCGAUCACUACUCCUUGCGCGCCGUACCACCUGGUCCGUGUGGGACUGCAAGCGCGCUAGGAGGUUCCGCAAACGGCUCGAGUUCGAACUGUACAUUCUGCUCGUUGGGGGCGGGAACACCGUAUUGUUGGUAGUGUUCUGGCCCGGUUGGAUCAUGCUGGGUGUGCUUGGUUGUGGCGUCUGGCUAUUGACCGGCUGA